Messenger RNA from Hordeum vulgare subsp. vulgare (domesticated barley), 1886 nucleotides. RefSeq names its product flavin-containing monooxygenase FMO GS-OX-like 4. Gene Ontology annotation, molecular function: N,N-dimethylaniline monooxygenase activity; flavin adenine dinucleotide binding; NADP binding. The coding region runs from base 175 to 1215 and encodes 346 amino acids. The record is from RefSeq and is a predicted model, not a curated record. NCBI's taxonomy places the organism in Eukaryota, Viridiplantae, Streptophyta, Magnoliopsida, Poales, Poaceae. The transcript has 6 exons.
AUACGUACUGUACUAUGCAUGGCUGAGACAAAGGUGGGCGGGCCGUGUUGAUAUGACAGCAGGCCUGAUAUGCGGUGCUGAUAGAAGCUGCAUACGGAACGCGCAGGUAAAAAACCGCGUCCCCCCGCGACGCCGCUUCCUCUUGUCCUCCUGCCUGAUUGGUCCGAUACUCCGAUGCCGUCGCGCUCGCUCCGUGUCGCCGUCAUCGGCGCCGGGGCCGCCGGUCUGGUGGCGGCGCGCGAGCUGCGACGCGAAGGCCACGCCCCCGUCGUGUUCGAGCGCACGGACGGCGUGGGCGGCACCUGGGUCUACGAAGCCGACGCCGACGCGUCCGCCUCGCCGGAGCCGCCCGGUGGCCCCCGGCGGCGCUCGAACCUCUACGCGUCCCUCCGCACCAACCUCCCGCGCGAGUCCAUGGGCUUCCUCGACUUCCCCUUCGUGGCCGGCGCCGACUGCGACAUCCGCAGGUUCCCCGGCCACGCGGAGGUGCUCCGGUACCUCCAGAGCUUCGCGCGGCGGUUCGACCUCCACGGCCUCGUCCGGCUGGAGACGGAGGUGGUCCGGGUGAGCAGGGAGGCGAGCGGGGCCAGCUGGCGCGUCAGGUACACGAGGAAGGCGUCCGGCGGCGAGAAGCGCGAAGCGGAGGAGGAGGUGUUCGACGCCGUCGUCGUCUGCAACGGCCACUACUCCCAGCCGCACUUCGCCGACGUCGCCGUUUGCUCUGCUGCCGCAGGCGUGGAUGCUUGGCCCGGGAAGCAGCUGCACAGCACCAGCUACCGCGUGCCGGAGCCAUUCCACGGCCAGGUUGUCGUGGUGAUAGGGUGUGGACCGAGUGGCACGGACAUCUCGAGGGACAUCGCUGGCGUCGCCAAAGAGGUCCAUCUCGCCAGUAGAUCGGCGUUUGCUGCUACCAGCGACAAGCUGCCUGGACAUGCUAAUAUGUGGCUUCAUUCCGAGAUCGAGUGUGUUCAGGAAGACGGGAGUGUGGUCUUCCACGACGGCAGCCGCGUCAAAGCGGAUGUCAUCAUGCAUUGCACCGGAUACAAGUACAACAUCCCAUUCCUCAACAGUGAUGCAACCGUCUCCGUGGACGGCAAUUGUGUCGAGCCACUGUACAAGCAUGUGUUCCCUCCAAAGGCUGCUCCUCAACUCUCCUUCAUCGGUUUGCCUUUAAAGGACAUGGUGUUUUGGGACAUGUAUCCAGGCGACUAUUAAAUUUGAGCCAUCGGUAAGGACUUUGAGAUCCGCCGGUAAUAUAGUGUAGAACUAAAUACAUGACAUAUACGAAGUGUCGAAGUGUGUACACCAUCAAUAUACCGGUUCUAGUACAGACACAUCAUCGAUCUCCAAUGAAUGGUUGGUCCAGAAUUACACCUCGCUCGUCACCAUGUCCCAUAGUGCAUCUCGACCUUUAUAACACUUCUACAUAAAAACGAAAAACGAAUACAAUGCUGGUCUCGGCUAUGAGCUUAAAUGCAUGAAUCUGUGGAGAUGAGUGACAAUGGUUGUUGAAUAGUCAAGUAGAAGUUGUUCUCUCCAUAGUUUCACUUUACGGAUUUGCUAAUUUUCAUAUGGGUAUGAAAGAAUUGUUUUUCCACUCGUGAUUCUAUAUGGCAGUUGUUCUUAAGACAAAAUAUAUCCAGAACUUCAGAUGUUUUUCUUUGGGGAAGAGUUGGCGUCAAUGCACGAGAAAUUGCUCACGUGGUAAUAUGUGGCUAUAGGCAUGGCCUUCGUACCAUUAGAUGAAAGGAAUUUGAAUCAAGUUACAUUAGAUCGAGAAUCCAAGAUCUUGUGAUCAUGUCUCUUUAGAGCUUUCUCCUUGUAUUCCUUUAGUGUAACACAUUUGACUUUAGCCCUUACUGUUAAUAAAGAAUUUUUCUUGUUCA